This is a messenger RNA of Cataglyphis hispanica, 1422 nucleotides long. Its product is annotated as piggyBac transposable element-derived protein 4-like. The record is from RefSeq and is a predicted model, not a curated record. The transcript is spliced from 2 exons. The coding region runs from base 1 to 1422 and encodes 473 amino acids. Lineage: Eukaryota; Metazoa; Arthropoda; Insecta; Hymenoptera; Formicidae.
AUGGCAUCAAGAGAAUUGCAACUGGCAUACAACUUGGAUAGAUUAAGAAUUGAUUUGGAUAGCUGCAAUGAAAGCGAAUCAGAAAUAGUUCCUCGCAAAAAAAGACGUCUGAAUGUAUUAAGUACCUCAGAGUCUGAGGAAAUCGAAGAGAAUUGCGUAGAAAGUGCGGCCGUAUCAAAUUUAGUAUGGACAACAGAAAAAUUCAAACCCAAAGUUCACCAUUUCAAUCCACGGAAUUCCGAAAUACAAACAGGGAUAAAAAUAUCAUGGAAAAUUAUAGAUUAUUUCCAAUUAUUUGUAAGCGAAGAAUUAAUGGAGUACAUUGUUGAAAAAACGAACAGCUAUUGGCAACAAAAGAAAAACAAUAAUGAAAUAUUAACUGGUACAAAUCUAAGUGAACUAUACUGCUUUAUCGCAAUAUGUUUUUUGAUGACCCGUAACAAAAGGCUAUCAUUGGCAAAACACUGGAGCAGAGAUAAAUUAUUGAGAAGCAAUAUUUUUAGCGAUAUAAUGAGCAGAGACCGGUACUUCUUACUUUUACGAAUGUUAUACUUUAGUGAUAAUCAAGUAUCCAGUUCCGAUCGAUUAGGUAAAAUCCGAAAAAUCAUUGAUGAGUUACGAGCAGCAUUUUCGAACGCCUUCUACCCUUAUUCUAACUUAUGUAUCGAUGAGAGUCUGCUACUGUACAAAGGCAGACUGUCUUUCAAACAGUUUAUCCCAUCAAAAAGAAAUAGAUUCGGCAUAAAAUCGUUUGUUCUGUGCGACUGUAAGACAGGUUACAUCCAAGACUUUAUUGUUUAUACGAGAGGUGAUAUCACUGGGCCUGAAAAUAAAGAUUAUGGCAAAUCGGGAAGCAUUGUAAUGUCCCUCCUAGAGCCAUAUCUGGGUAAAGGCCACACUCUUUACGUGGACAACUGGUAUACAAGUCCCUCAUUAUUUGAUGUCUUGCACAAAAAUUAUACAAAUGCGUGUGGCACUGUCAAAAAGAGAAGGAAAGGAAUGCCGAAAAUGGACGAAAAAUUGAAAAAAGGUGAAGCGUGCUUUCGCUCGGCAGGAAAUAUGUUAGCCAUAAAAUGGCAGGACAAAAAAGAAGUUUGGAUGAUCUCUACAGUACAUAAGGCAGAAUUUGCGGAUGUAAAAAAACGGUACAGUACACAAAAUAUCGUACAGAAACCAUCUUGUGUACUUGAAUACAAUAAAUUGAUGGGUGCUGUGGACAAAACUGACAUGGUCAUCAGCACCAUACAUUCUACGAGAAAAACGACGAAAUGGUAUAAGAAGUAUUUUUUUCAUAUGAUCGACAUGUGUCUGUGGAACUCAUAUUGUUUAUAUAAAUUAAAAACGGAUAAAAGUUUGAUUCAGCAAUUGGAGUCUAAAAUUGGUGCUAAUGUUACAGCUACUGACAGAUUGUCAAGUCACUGA